AUGGCAAAAAUGAACAAGUGGCAGGUUUAUGUGAUUGCCAUAUCUCUAUUCAUCCAUUUGGCGGCGGCGGCACGAGUGGAAGGUAUUACUGAGGAGAAAACGGUGAAGAUUAGCAAUCAUCUUCUUAUUGGUGAUACACUAACUGUCCAUUGUAAGUCUAAGAAUGACGAUCUUGGUGUCCAAACUCUCCCACCGUAUAGUAGUUGGUCAUUUAAGUUUAGACCAGCUGUUUUCGGCACAACACUUUUUUUUUGUAAUUUUAAGUGGGGUAAAGAAUCACAUUGGUUUAAUAUCUAUGAUGAUAACAGAGAUGGUCCUCGUAAUGAACAUCCAUGCGUCUUAUGUUUGUGGAAUAUAUACCCUAGUCUUGCAUGCAAAUUUGACGGGAUUGACCUUAAAUAUAACCUUUGUUAUGAUUGGAAUAAGUAA
Messenger RNA from Eruca vesicaria subsp. sativa (arugula), 429 nucleotides. Lineage: Eukaryota; Viridiplantae; Streptophyta; Magnoliopsida; Brassicales; Brassicaceae. The record is from the annotation of a GenBank genome assembly.